Rosa chinensis is the source of this 976-nucleotide messenger RNA. RefSeq names its product aspartic proteinase CDR1-like. The coding region runs from base 355 to 975 and encodes 206 amino acids. Lineage: Eukaryota; Viridiplantae; Streptophyta; Magnoliopsida; Rosales; Rosaceae. The record is from RefSeq and is a predicted model, not a curated record. The transcript has a single exon. Gene Ontology annotation, cellular component: extracellular region.
GUGUAAAGUUUGCUAUAAGACCAAAUUUGACAUUUUUGACCCGAGAAAAUCCUCAACUUAUUCCACAUUUCAUGUUGGGCAAGCGACUGUAGACUCAUCUAGAAUCCAUCGGUCUAUCCACCAAACUUUUGUAGAGAAAAUCCUGAAGAAACUUGCGUGUACCAUGCCGCGUAUUCAAGCGGGCAUAACUCGACCGGUCCAUUCGCUAAAGAAACAGUUACCCUGACAUCCACUACAGAUAAGGUUGUAAACGUAGAGGAUUAUUUAUUUGGGUGUGGGAAUGAGAACAAUUUCCACGGAAAUAAUUUGGGAGUUAUUGGGCUUGGACGUGGCCCCUUGUCUUUAGUUUCUCAAAUGGCUCCCUAUGUUGGAGGAAAAAAAUUCUCUCAUUGCUUCAUGGCAGAUCCCAAUAUUGAAAGCAAGAUCUAUUUCGGGAACGGGAGUGAAGUUUUGGGUGAAGGGGUACUGACAGAACCUAUGGCAGAACCAAAUGAGGAACAAUAUAAAUUGAUAAUAUCAGGAAUUACCAUUGAAAAUGACUUUGUUCCUUUUAACUCAACUGGGACAAUGAACAAGAAAGCUAACAUGCUGGUUGACUCAGGUACACCUCUGUCACGUUUACCACAAGACUUUUUUGACCGAGUGAUAACUCAGCUAAACAACACAGUUAAAUUAGAGUCAUUCAUGCAAAAUGGAGGUGGAUUAAGUAACAUUUACUUCAAUUACACGACGCUUCCAAAAUUACCAACAGUGGCUUUAGAAUUUGAGAGUGGUGGAAAAUUGCAGUUGAAUGAGAACCAAUUAUUUCAAAUAGACGAAAAGCGCAAGGCGUUUUGCUUUAUGAUGAUGAACAACACUUAUAAUUUUAUGAUUUUUGGAGGUACUCUUCAGACAGAUUUCUUGAUUGGUUUUGACCUAGAUAGAAAAGUGGUAUCUUUCAAGCCCACUAAUUGCGCAAACUUCAAUAAAAACUAAU